Molecule: messenger RNA, 2231 nt
Organism: Solanum stenotomum
Lineage: Eukaryota; Viridiplantae; Streptophyta; Magnoliopsida; Solanales; Solanaceae
Product: oligopeptide transporter 2-like
Exons: 6
Coding region: 1-2214 (737 amino acids)
Biological process (GO): transmembrane transport
Molecular function (GO): oligopeptide transmembrane transporter activity
Source: RefSeq, a predicted model, not a curated record
AUGGCCGUUAACAUGCAUAUAAAGGAUCCAGAGAAUGUAGUUCCUGAAGAAGAAGAAGACGACGAAUCCCCAAUCGAACAAGUUCGUUUAACCGUAUCGAACGACGAUGAUCCGUCUCUUCCAGUAUGGACAUUCCGAAUGUGGUUCUUAGGGCUCUUUUCCUGUGCACUGCUCUCGUUUCUCAACACUUUUUUCAGUUACAGAGCUGAGCCAUUGGUGAUAUCGAUGAUUACUGUCCAGGUGGCGACGUUGCCGAUUGGUCGUUUAAUGGCUAGGGUGUUACCGAAGAGGAAGUUUACGAUUAAAUCGUGGGAGUUUUCGUUAAAUCCAGGGCCGUUUAAUGUGAAAGAGCAUGUAUUGAUUUCGAUUUUUGCCAAUGCUGGCUCUGCUUUUGGGAAUGGACCUGCUUAUGCUGUUGGGAUUGUUGAUAUUAUCAAAGCUUUUUAUUUCAGGAAUAUCACCUUUUUGGCUGGUUGGAUUCUUGUGGUUGCCACUCAGGUUCUGGGAUAUGGCUGGGCAGGGAUUAUGAGGAAGUAUGUGGUAGACCCUGCAGAAAUGUGGUGGCCAAGUAGUCUAGUUCAAGUUUCUCUUUUCAGGGCUCUCCAUGAUAAAGAAGGGGAAGGCAAAACCUCAAGAGGGAAAUUUUUCUUAGUUGUACUAGCUUGCAGCUUCAUAUGGUACAUUGUCCCUGGUUUCCUCUUCCCAACAUUGUCAAACUUAUCUUUGCUCUGUUUGGCCUAUCCCAAAUCAGUGGUAGCCCAGCAACUUGGUUCAGGCAUGAAGGGUCUUGGAAUUUUAUCCUUCACUUUUGAUUGGGCAGUUAUAGCAUCAUAUCUUGGUAGCCCUUUAGUUUACCCCUUUUUCGUCAUUGUCAAUGUCAUAGUGGGCUAUAUUGGAGUAGUUUAUAUACUUAUUCCAGCUUCCUAUUGGGGGUUGAACCUCUACAAUGCCAAGAAUUUCCCUCUAUUCUCCUCAGAGCUAUUUGAUGCCCGGGGGCAGAUAUAUAAUGUUACAGAGAUUGUUAAUGAUAAGUUUGAGAUAGACAAGGUAUCAUAUGCACAGCAUGGACGCAUACAUCUCAGCAUGUUCUUUGCUGUCACUUAUGGCCUGAAUUUCGCAGCUGUUAUGGCUACUCUCUCUCAAGUUGCUUUAUUCAAUGGAAAGGAAAUAGUUCAGCGAUUCCGAGCCUCAUACAAAGGAAAGCCUGAUAUACACACAAGACUUAUGAUGAAAUAUAAGGACAUCCCUAACUGGUGGUUCUACCUCACGCUUGCACUUUCAUUGGCUUUGUCGCUUGUUCUAUGUAUCUUCAUGAAAGAUCAAGUUCAGCUUUCGUGGUGGGGGCUUCUCCUUGCAGCCUGUCUUGCUUUGAUAUAUACCCUACCAAUAAGUGUCAUAACAGCCACCACAAACAUGUCACCAGGAUUAAAUGUGAUCACGGAAUAUGUAAUUGGUAUGAUAAUUCCAGGGAAACCAAUAGCCAAUGUCUGCUUCAAGACUUUUGCCUAUAUGAGUAUGAGCCAGGCUGUUUCUUUUCUCCAAGAUUUUAAGCUUGGUCAUUACAUGAAGGUUCCUCCAAGAUCAAUGUUCAUCGUUCAGCUAGUUGGAACCAUACUUGGUGGUACAAUCAAUAUGGGUGUUGCGUGGUGGCUACUUAAUAGCAUUGACCACAUAUGCCAACCUAACUUGCUUCCUCCCAACAGUCCAUGGACCUGUCAGAGCGAUAGAGUCUUUUUUGAUGCAUCAGUUAUCUGGGGAUUAGUAGGACCGCGAAGAAUAUUCCUAGGCCUCGGAGAAUAUAGUGCCCUCAAUUGGUGCUUUAUUGGAGGUCUUGUGGCACCCUUUCUGGUGUGGUUGCUACACAAAUCAUUCCCAAGCCAAAGUUGGAUUGAAUUGAUCAACAUUCCAGUACUUCUUGCAGCUACAGCCAGUAUGCCUCCAGCAACAACAUUGAAUUUCAACAGCUGGAUUAUCGUUGGAACAGUGUUCAAUUUCUUCGUUUUCAGAUACAGAAAGCAAUGGUGGCAGAGAUACAAUUAUGUCCUAUCUGCAGCACUAGAUGCUGGAGUGGCUGUAAUGGGAGUGGUUCUGUUUUUCUGCGUUACUGUUUGGAAUGUUAACUUCUCUUGGUGGGGAACUGGUGGAGAGUAUUGUGAUUUGGCUUCUUGUCCCACAGGCAAAGGCAUUUUUGUCGAUGGAUGUCCUUUGACCUAAUUCUAUUAGGUUUUUGU